AUGUGCGAGAGGCCUGUUCGCGACCGAUCCAACGUCAUAUUCUUGACGGGUAUCACAGCGGGCUCCGUUGCUCUCGCCGCCGUCACCGUCCGCACGUGGUCCGCAAUCAGCCAGAACUCGUUCGGGCUAGAUGAUGUCUUUGCAAUAGCAGCCGAAGUAGCUUGUCUCCCCGUGACGGUGAUACAAUGUUACACGCCAAAGCUUGGUUUCGGGAAAGACACUUGGGUAGUUCCCCAUAGCGAUAUCUACAAGGUUUUGAGGCUGACCUACGGCUCCCAAAUAUCCUACUUCCUUUGCUGUGGACUCACCAAGCUCGCGUUCCUGUUCUUCUUUCUCCGGAUCUUUCCCUCGGAGACGACCCGAAAAUGGAUCUGGGUGUCUAUCGUCAUAUCCGUGCUAUGGACAAUCGCAUUCGCAUUCACCAUGACCUUUGCCUGCAGACCUAUCUCAGCAGUAUGGACUUCUUGGGACGGGACGAGCACGCCGGACUAUUGUAUAAACCAGAAUCUGUUCUACCUAGUAGCCGCGGCGUUCAACAUCGGUCUGGACGUCGCCAUCGUCCUGAUACCAAUCCCGAACCUGAUGACGCUGAAGCUCAGUUCGCGUAAAAAGGUCUUCCUCAGCGCGAUCUUUGGCGUCGGUGGCAUCGCCGUCGCCAAAUACGCCACAUCAACGAAUCCCAUGUACGACAACCUCAUGUCCGGCGUAUACUCCAUCCUCGAAAUCAACGUCGGCAUAAUAUGCGUAUCCAUGCCAGCCUUCCGAAGAUUCCUCGCUCAGCUGGUACCCAAGUGCUUUGGCUCGACGCAAAACAACUCCGACCCAAACGAAGACGACGACACUCCCAAUCGGCCAUCGAAGAAGAGGGGCAAGCCGAGCAGAAGCAUGCUGGAUGCAAGCUUGUUCAACACUACGAUGGCGAGGACGGUAGACGAUACGCUAGAGGGUAUUGGAAAGGCGGAAGACGAAGUGCACCUUGUAGAGCUGCGGAGAAGUGGAUCAAAAACUUCGACGCAGAACCUGGAUGGAAGUAUGCGAGGGCACGACGAGGAGAAGAUGCCUCCUAGCUACCACGCUUCAUGA
This is a messenger RNA of Alternaria viburni, 1083 nucleotides long. RefSeq lists its product as uncharacterized. NCBI's taxonomy places the organism in Eukaryota, Fungi, Ascomycota, Dothideomycetes, Pleosporales, Pleosporaceae. The coding region runs from base 1 to 1083 and encodes 360 amino acids. The record is from RefSeq and is a predicted model, not a curated record. The transcript is spliced from 3 exons.